Dicrocoelium dendriticum is the source of this 453-nucleotide messenger RNA. The record is from the annotation of a GenBank genome assembly. Lineage: Eukaryota; Metazoa; Platyhelminthes; Trematoda; Plagiorchiida; Dicrocoeliidae.
AUGCUUGGAAGGUUUGAAUUUUCUGGUAUGCACUGUCCGUUCCAAGGUACCGUCAGAUUCGUCGAUCUUGGCAUCAUGAAGCGUUACGAAUUAUUAAUAAAACACUUCUUUUCCUGCUUCCACGCAGCCCUGGACUUGUUAGCUGAGGCGAUAUCCGUCGCAGGCUUCGUUGGAAAAGUUGUGAUCGGCAUGGAUGUGGCCUCCUCGGAAAUGUGGGUCAAAGGCGGAAGGUACAAUAUGUGCUUCAAGGAUAAGCAACAGGAUCCAAACCAGUUGAUUAGUGGGGACAAGCUGUUGGAACUCUAUUCACAACUACUUUCACAUUACCCCAUUGUGACCAUUGAAGAUCCAUUCGAUCAAGAUGACUGGGAGCACUGGAUCAAAUUUCGAAGUCGCACGAAAGUUCAGGUUAGUAGGACAACUCGGCAUGAGCAAGAAAUUGAGUGCGCACUC